Messenger RNA from Rotaria sp. Silwood1, 231 nucleotides. Lineage: Eukaryota; Metazoa; Rotifera; Eurotatoria; Philodinida; Philodinidae. The record is from the annotation of a GenBank genome assembly.
AUGAUUGAAUUACCAUACAUUGGUCACAUGCGUGAUUAUAGUUCAAGACGUCAUGAUCCGGAAAAUGUUAUUAAGGUGAAAUUAUGGUCAAUGAUUUUACCACCAGAUGAUCCGAAAGCUUUGGAGAAUGUUUUAGAAAAAAUGGCAUCAUCAGAUGAAAGUGUGCAACGAUUUCAAUUAGUAGAAAAAUAUUCAAGAAAAUUACGAGUACUUGUUCAUAAUUUUGAUUAA